AUGGACCAAAAUGGAGACAGUCUUCCGAGAUCAGAUAGUGCUUUUAGCUUCCAACGCUUACUGUGUGGAGACGACUGGCAUCGGUGGGACACUUUCCCGACCGUCGAUGUUAGUGCCAACUCAUCAGAUCCAACGACUGAGAUGAACCAUGAUGUUCCGACAAUAGAGUCUGAUCCACUUCUAAUGGAACUUACAAGGGAAGAAGCGGUCGAGCAGUGGUUACAGUCACUACCCAAUGAACAAUUUGACAUUUUAUCGGAAGAAGAAAAUAUAGAUUUGUCUUCCGAUGAACACACCUUCACGUAUGAGGAAUUCUUGGAGCUAGGCGAUCAGAUAGGAAAUGUCUGCACUGGUUUAGACGUUGAAAGCAUUGAUAGAAAUCUAAGCCAAAGAAAAUAUGAAGAAUGUUGUGGUGAAACGGAGAAAUGUGUGAUAUGUCUGUGCGAGUUUAAGUACAAUGAUGACGUUUCUAAACUCGGAUGUGGCCAUGAAUUUCACUUCGAGUGCAUCAAGCAAUGGCUAAUGAUCAAGAACAUGUGUCCUCUUUGUAAGCAAAAUGCUCUUUAA
Eutrema salsugineum is the source of this 567-nucleotide messenger RNA. Its product is annotated as E3 ubiquitin-protein ligase MBR2. Lineage: Eukaryota; Viridiplantae; Streptophyta; Magnoliopsida; Brassicales; Brassicaceae. Gene Ontology annotation, molecular function: ubiquitin protein ligase activity. The record is from RefSeq and is a predicted model, not a curated record. The coding region runs from base 1 to 567 and encodes 188 amino acids. The transcript is spliced from 3 exons.